Molecule: messenger RNA, 2031 nt
Organism: Funneliformis mosseae
Lineage: Eukaryota; Fungi; Glomeromycota; Glomeromycetes; Glomerales; Glomeraceae
Source: the annotation of a GenBank genome assembly
AUGGUUGAAAAUUCAAUUAAUCACGCCAAGAAAACUUUCCAAUAUCAAACUCAACUUCCAAAAUUACCAAUACCUCCCUUAGAAGACACUCUCAAAAGAUAUCUUGCUGUUGUCAAACCUCUUCAGAGAGAAAAAGACCAUUUGCAGACCAUUGCAGCAGUUGAACAAUUUCUCGAAAAGGAGGGUCCUCAGCUUCAAGAUAAGCUUAAUACUUAUGCUACUGAUAAGUCUAGUUAUAUUGAAGAAUUUUGGUAUGACUCUUACCUUAACUAUUCCGAUCCGGUUGUUUUGAACCUGAACCCAUUUUUUGUCUUGGAGGAUGAUCCAACGCCUGCGAAAAAUAAUCAAAUAGUUCGUGCGGCCUCUUUAGUUCUUUCUUCUUUAAAAUUUAUUCAUGCUUUAAGAAACGAAACUCUUGAACCCGAUGUGUUUAGGGGAACUCCCCUUUGUAUGUCACAAUUUAAGCGAAUGUUUGGAACAGCUCGUUUACCAUCUGAUAAUGGAUGCAUAAUGAACACUGAUCAUGAAUCCAGGCAUAUUGUGGUUUUAUGUCGUGGGCAAUUUUAUUGGUUUGACGUAUUGAAAGAGAAUAAUGAUGUUGGAAUUAGCGAAAAAGAACUUGUGACCAAUCUCAAAACGAUUAAAAAGGAUGCCUCUGGUGUCCCAAUUGUCGACGUUGCAAAACAUGCGGUUGGUAUCCUUUCAACCGAAAAUCGUAGAAUUUGGGCAGAUCUUAGAGAUAUAUUAGAGAAGUCGUCAGAAAAUAAUAAGGAUGCGUUAAGAGUUCUAGAUUCAGCUUUGUUUAUAGUUUGUUUAGAUGAAGUUUCACCCGCUACUGGCGACGAACUUGCGACAAAUAUGCUCUGUGGAACAUACGAUAUACAACAAGGUGUACAAUGUGGAACUUGUGCCAAUCGUUGGUACGAUAAAUUACAAAUCAUUGUCUGUGAGAAUGGUUCGGCCGGUGUAAAUUUUGAACAUACUGGGGUUGAUGGUCAUACUGUUUUACGUUUUGUCUCAGAUAUUUAUACUGAUACCAUAUUACGGUUUGCACAAACAAUCAAUAGUCAUACAAAAUCUCUGUUUCAUUCAUCAUCUCCUCAUAGCAAUAAACAUAGCAAUGGUUUAUCAGUUUUGGACUCAACUCCAAAGAAACUUGAAUGGACUCUUACGCCCGAAGUUCAUAUCGGCAUUAGAUUCGCCGAAUCAAGAUUAAGUGAUCUUAUAUUGCAGAAUGAAGUUAAAGUUCUCGAGUUUGAUAAAUAUGGAAAAAGUUUUAUCACAAGCAGUCAAAUGAGUCCGGAUGGUUUUGUUCAGAUGGCUUUCCAAGCUGCAUAUUAUGGCCUUUACGGAUCAAUUGAAUGUGUUUAUGAGCCAGCGAUGACAAAAGCAUUCCUUCAUGGACGAACUGAAGCAGUUCAUCCGGUUACAACAGAAUCUGUUGAAUUUUUAAAGAUUUGGUGGACUGAUGCAUCUGGUUCGGAAAAACUCAAGGCUUUACGUAAGGCUAUUCAAGCUCAUGUAAACUUGACAAAAAUGUGUGCAAAAGGUCUUGGGCAAGACAGACAUUUAUAUGCUUUGCAAUGCGUAUGGCAAAGAGAGGUUGGCAAUGCCGCAAAUUGCGAAGAAAAAUUACCAGCGAUAUUUAAAGAUAUGGGUUGGCAAACUCUAAACCAUACCGUACUAAGUACAAGUAAUUGUGGUAAUCCUGCUUUAAGGUUAUUCGGAUUUGGUCCCGUUGUUGCGGAUGGUUUUGGUAUAGGUUACAUCAUCAAGGAUGAGGGGAUUGCGACGCGUCGCUUCCUCCAAACUCUUGAGAAUUACCUUAAUGAUGUUCGCUUUUUAAUUUUAUCAGAAAGACGAAAUCCUGGUUUAACACGUAUCUUAUCUGAUGAUGAAAAAGUUAGCAUGCUUUCAGGAUAUGGUUAUUUCGAUGCUGGUGGUAUCGAUGCAUUACUUGAGCAUCGUUUGGAUGAGAAGAGAGAAGGAAUGAAAAGAGUUGGCAAAGCAUUAAAACUUAUAGAUUAUUAA